UUCACUAAUUACAAUCAACCAUAAACACAUUAACACAAGUCAUAAUAAUUUGACCCAAAACCAAAUAACGCGCACUUUAUCUUCUUUUCAUUUCAUCCUCCUUCAAAAACUGAGUUCAACAAACCCAAAAACCCAGAAACUAAAAUCUAAACCCUAAAAUUCACAACCAAUAAAAAAUGAUUCUACAAUCCACACUUUCACCUUCAACACCUCAUUCUCUCUCCUCAACUGUGUCAUAUUGUCCCUCUUUCUUCCCAUCUGGGUCUCGUUCCUUCAUCUCUUUCUCUAAUGGCAGACCAUUCAAUCUUUCAAUUCAGUGCUCAGUUCCUCAAGUUUACAGCUAUGGAACAAUGGACUAUGAAAAAAGACCUAUGCUAAAAUGGGUUGAUAUUUACAAGAGAAUUUCUUUAAUGGAAAACCCACAAAUUGGGGUUGCUUCUGUGUUGAAUCAAUGUGAAAAAGAAGGUAAAAAAGUUAACAAAUGGGAACUUUGUAAGAUUGUUAGAGAGCUCAGAAAGUUUAAAAGAUUCAAGCUUGCUCUUGAGGUCUAUGAAUGGAUGAAUAACAGAAUAGAGAGGUUCAGAUUAUCCAGCAGUGAUACAGCCAUCCAGCUAGACCUAAUUGCCAAAGUCCGUGGAGUUUCAAGUGCCGAAGAUUAUUUCACGAGGUUGCCGGACACACUUAAGGACAAGCGAAUUUAUGGAGCUCUCCUAAAUGCCUAUGUAGGGGCUAAAGAACGAGAAAAAGCGGAGUCCUUGAUGGAGCGAAUGAGAACCAAAGGUUAUGCUCAACACCCACUUCCCUUCAAUGUGAUGAUGACUCUUUACAUGAAACUCAAUGACUACGAUAAAGUUGAUGAACUGAUAACUGAAAUGAAGCAGAGAAAUAUACAUCUUGAUUUAUACUCGUACAAUAUUUGGUUAUCUGCUCGAGGGUCCCAGGGUUCUGCUGAAGGGAUGGAGCAAGUUCUUGAUGAUCUGAAGUUGGUACCAACUAUUAUUCCCAAUUGGACUACUUUCAGUACUAUAGCUUCUGUUUAUAUAAAGUUAGGCAUGUUUGAAAAAGCAGAACAAUGCCUUAAAGAUCUUGAAACGAGAAUCACAGGGCGUGACAGGAUGCCAUAUCAUUAUCUUAUAAGUCUUUAUGGUAGUAUAGGAAACAAAGAAGAGGUUAACCGUGUUUGGAACACAUAUAAAUCAACUUUCUCGAGUAUCCCAAAUUGGGGUUAUCAUGCUAUGAUUUCUGCACUUAUCAGGUUGGGUGACAUUGAGGGUGCCGAGAAAAUGUAUGAAGAAUGGCUUCCGGUAAAGACUUCUUAUGACCCUAAAGUUGCCAAUCUUCUCAUGGGAUGGUAUAUUAGGGAAGAACCUUUUGAGAAAGCCCAAAAUUUUUUCAAUAGCAUGAUUGAAGGAGGAGCGAAGCCAAAUUCAGGCUCAUGGGAGAUUCUUGAAGAAGGUCAUAUUAAAGAGGGGAGGAUUUCUGAAGCAUUAUCUUGCUUCAGGGAAGCUAUGUUAGCCGAGACUCCAAAAAAUUGGUAUCCCAAACCCUCAAAUGUAUCUGCCUUCUUAGAGCUAUGUGAUCAAGAGGGCGAUAACGCCAGCAAGGAAGACUAUAUUGUGUUGUUGAGGCAACUCGGUUGCUUACAAGAUGAAUCUUAUAGGUCACUUCUAGUCGGACAUGUUGACGUAGAAGUUGGUGAGGGUGAAGGGAAGAGUUUUAUUGACAAUGGAACUGAAGAGACAGAGGGUGAAGAAUCUGAUAUGUUACUUUCAAUUGCGGAGUAAUCAAUGAUUGUUUGUUGGUGAUGUGAUCAUGUGAUGCUCUUUUAACUAAUGGUUCAACCUUCAACGGCAAAGAGAUGUCAUGCAUGAUGUGAAUUGCCUAGAAGCUGGUUAGAAGCUCAGGGAGGUUAGAGCAAUGCGGGUUUCCUAUGGGAAUGCCAUUUUGAACGUGUAUCGAUUUUGUGAGUGAUAGGUUACGUAGUUUUCUAAAUUUAUUCGAACACAUAGUGUGGUUGAAUUAUGUAGGUUACAAGUCUUGUAUAUGAGCUUUUGAUUUUUUUGGCUGUUACUUAGAGAUACUUGAGAUGAAAUUACUGAUAAUCUAGACUUCCAAAAUGAAGGAUUAGUAUAAAGUUGAUCCUCCACAAUUUUGGCAAUUAGUUGAAGUAUCUAUCUUGUGUCAAAGAAUUUGGCUUUUUGACUGUAAUGAUAUAGCCUCUUGAUUAUUACCAAAGUAAUGGCGUUGUUCUUCUA
Molecule: messenger RNA, 2255 nt
Organism: Beta vulgaris subsp. vulgaris (sugar beet)
Lineage: Eukaryota; Viridiplantae; Streptophyta; Magnoliopsida; Caryophyllales; Amaranthaceae
Product: pentatricopeptide repeat-containing protein At1g02150
Exons: 2
Coding region: 177-1784 (535 amino acids)
Cellular component (GO): mitochondrion
Molecular function (GO): protein binding
Source: RefSeq, a predicted model, not a curated record